Molecule: messenger RNA, 717 nt
Organism: Adineta steineri
Lineage: Eukaryota; Metazoa; Rotifera; Eurotatoria; Adinetida; Adinetidae
Source: the annotation of a GenBank genome assembly
AUGCUUUUUAUGGUUAUUUUCGCACUUACAAAUGAUAUAAAACAAAUUGAAUAUCAAGAUAGAUAUUGUAUUCUUCGUGCUUAUAUUGGUUAUGUAACAUGUCCUGCAUAUAAUUAUUCAUUUUUAUUACAAUCGAUAUAUAGGUAUUUAACGGUUGUUCAUCCAAAUCGUCCAUUUUGGCAAUCAGUAAAAUUUCAAAUUUUAUCUCUUAUGUCAAUAUGGAUAUUUUGUUUUAUUUAUCCAUUUGUAUUUUUAUUUAAAAAUGAAAUUAUUUAUAUUGUUGACAAUCAAAUAUGUCAAAUACCACUUCAAGGUUCUUUCUAUAUGCUUUAUUUAACAUCUAAUGCUUAUGUAAUUCCAAUCUCAUUGGUUAUAUUUACUUAUAUAAAAUUAAUUCGAUAUGUUCGUCAAAUGAGUAAACGUGUUGUAUCUGCAAAUACUUUAUCUCGUGCUCGAAAAGAAUUACAAAUGGUUCGACGUAUAGUUAUACUUGUUAUGAUUUUAGUAUUUGUUUGUUUACCUUAUGAAAUUUUUACUAUUAUGUCAUUAUUUACUAAUGCACCGAAAUAUGAUUUUCGAAUUGCUUAUCUAUUUGUUGAUUUAUCAUAUGCAUUGGUUAUGAUUUGUUUAUUUCAAUUUACCGAACCAGUUAAAACAUACAUUAUGAAAAAACUAAAACGACCAACAGAUAUAAUCGAUGUGGCAAGAAUAGGAUGA